Clavispora lusitaniae ATCC 42720 is the source of this 1710-nucleotide messenger RNA. RefSeq lists its product as uncharacterized. Lineage: Eukaryota; Fungi; Ascomycota; Pichiomycetes; Serinales; Metschnikowiaceae. The record is from RefSeq and is a predicted model, not a curated record.
AUGUACAGAUUAGGAUCCCUAAGGCAUACCCGAGGGUUGAACAGGAUAUAUUCCUCGUCUCUUACUGUGAAUAGGUUCCUGUCAACAGGUCAGCACAAAAAGCGCUCUCACAUAUUAUCUAAAGUCGCUGGAACUCUAGCUAUAAGUGCAACUGUGCUCUACUUCACGAACGAAACUUUCCAUAACACCACAAAACAUACCAUUUUGACAACACAACGUGUUGGUGUUGUCACUUUGGCGACUUUCAAAUGUUUCAAGAUCUACAAAGAUGUUCUCCAACGCACGUUUGACAACGAGCAUGAUCGUCAGAAGGCUUUAAGUGAAGCUCACCAGAAAGCUGCAGACAUUACAUUACGAGCACUAGAAAAAAAUGGAGGUAUUUACAUUAAAUUGGGCCAGCACGUUUCUGCUUUGACAUACUUACUUCCGCCUGAGUGGACUAACACUAUGAUACCAUUACAAGACCAGUGUCCGCAAUCUUCGAUGGAGGAAAUCGAGGCCAUGUUCCUCGAGGAUAAAGGGGUCCAUCUAAGUGACAUUUUUAGUGAAUUUGAUCCGAAACCUGUCGGUGUGGCAUCUUUGGCUCAAGUGCAUAUCGCAACUUUGAAGGAAACUAACGAAAAAGUGGCUGUCAAGGUGCAACACCCAUCCUUAGCAGAGUUUGUUCCUUUGGAUAUUUUCUUAACACAGACUGUGUUUGGCUUGAUGCACAAAGUGUUUCCGGAGUAUUCCUUGACUUGGUUAGGUGAUGAAAUGCAAUCCUCUAUCUAUGUUGAGUUAGAUUUUGUUAAUGAGGCCACUAAUGCCCAGCAAACUACUGCAAAUUUCAGAAAUAUGCGCAACUUGACAGCUUUAAGAAUACCAUAUAUUGUCCUGGCUGACAAAAGAAUUCUCAUCAUGGAAUAUGUUGCUGGAGCACGUUUGGAUGACUUGGAAUAUAUGAAAAAGAAUAAUAUCAACACUGCCCAGGUGUCUUCUUGUCUCUCCCACAUCUUCAACAACAUGAUUUUCACUCCUGGUGUUGGUCUCCACUGUGACCCACAUGGUGGCAAUUUGGCCAUUAAAGCAGUUGAUAAGAGAAACAGUAAGAACGGCCACAAUUUUGAAAUCGUCCUCUAUGACCACGGUUUGUAUCGCUAUAUUCCUUUACAAAUGAAGCGGGACUAUUCCCAUUUUUGGUUGGCCAUUUUGGACAAUGACGUCCCAAAGAUGAAGUACUAUGCUGAAAAAUUUGCUGGUAUCAAGGGCGAUCGCAAAUUCCAAAUUUUUGCAGCUGCUAUCACCGGUAGGGACCCUGAAAAUGCUUUGAACUACGAUAUUAAGAAAGCUAGAGGUAAGGACGAAAUGAUUAAUAUGCAAAACCAAUUGCAGAAUGAAGAAGGUGUUCUUGAAGAUUUGAUGUACAUACUAAGCAGCAUGCCUAGAAUAGUCUUAUUGAUUUUAAAGACUAAUGAUCUAACAAGAAGUCUUGACGAAAAGUUGAAUAACCCUUUGGGACCCGAGAGGACCUUUCUAAUUUUGGCCAACUACUGUGCAAGAGCAGUUUAUGAAGAGGCGUUGGAAGAAAACUCAAAGAAAUGGGACAGAUUUUCUUUCACGUGGUUCAGCCAUAACCUUUGCAGCUGGUUGUCUUAUCGAAAGAGAAUUUCGUCGUUGUAUUUGUACGACAUUUACAUGUUCUUCCGCAACCUUAGACUCUCUGUAUCGUGA